This is a messenger RNA of Aspergillus calidoustus, 1027 nucleotides long. The record is from the annotation of a GenBank genome assembly. Lineage: Eukaryota; Fungi; Ascomycota; Eurotiomycetes; Eurotiales; Aspergillaceae.
ACCCCUUCUCCCUUUUACUUCGACUCCUGACCACGGGUGUUCUUGCUCACCCUCAUCAUUGUGUUACUCCGUCAACCUCGACAACACCACUCGACCUUACCAGCCACCAUGAUGCAUCGUCAUUUUUCAACCGUCACUCUGCUCUUUCUGUUUGCCUUGAUGGCUGCAGGCACCCCCACCAUCCCCGAGUCCACAAUCAGCGCCGACCAGAUUGGCAACAUGUCUACCUAUGUCCAGGCUUUCAUCGGCGGUCCAGAGCUCGUUCUUAACGGCACUAUCGAAGAGGUCUACGCUCAGCUCCUUGAGAUCAACCCCAACUACGACGCUGACUGGGAGGACGUUUCCGAUUCUAAAGACCCUGACCUCGACGGCUUCCAUGUUAUGGAAUAUACUCUCCACUGCACCUUUCACCUCGCGGUUCCUGGCAACUACAUUAAAGAAGGCAUCAAAUACUUGCGCAAGGUCAAGGGCCAUCCCAGACUCGGCGCGGGCCCGAGCAAAUGCGACAGGGUAAGCUGCUCCUACAACGCCGCAAUCUACUGGUGCAAUGAUGAUAACAAGCCCCGGUCCCUCCCUUCGUUUAACAAUAUCGCCGACGGAGCCCAGGUCAUCUUCAGGGAAUGCGGCCACGAAGACGCUAGGGAGAGAUUUGCUGGCGCACUGCAUCACCCUGAUUUGUGGAGAGCAGUUGUGCAGAAGGACAAGUGCUAGUUGGAUAAUGGCUCCAGUUGGCGUUUAGGACUUGGACGUUUUUAGUUACAAUGUGGUGAGAUGCUAGAUACUGUGACGUUGUGGGCCCGCGAUUGAUUGAUACAUUAUGCCCUGUAGCGGACAUCCUCGGUCCUUCAACAAGUCAAAGUAUCUCAUCCAAUUUUGUUCUAGAUCUAUAGCUACAGUGAAAUCUCUUCUUAUUGCAUUUAACAAGCCGAGUUUCAAGGUGCCGACCUACCCGAACUCUUUUGACUCUGUCAAUGAAUGCAACCUUACUACAGUCGGUCCAAGGUUCAACAAACCCAAUCACCCCUUG